UGGAGUUGACAUCCGUGAAGUUGGGAAAAUUUGUCGUGAACGCCGUAAAUAUUGCGAAAAAACAUGUGUAAAUGACUCUCUAUCGCUGAAAAUAGUUUGUGAAUGCAAAAUGUCUGCUGCACUCGAGCACUUUGUCAAUAAUGUACGCACACAGAGUGCUUCAGGAAACUUCCGUGAGUUGGUGGAGUCAUGCAACCAGACAACGGUAGUUCUAGCUAAAAACACCAACUAUCUCGAUAAUGUCCUCGAGACGCUGGACUUUCAGCAGCACUCUCUGGGCGUCCUGUACGUCCUGGUGGCCAAGUUCAGCAAUUUGACGGGAGCCCCAGAGGAGGCGGACAGCAUAAUUAGCCUUGUUAGGGAAUUCAUCUCGGUCUGCAAUGGAGAGCAGAUCCGCUUUGCGCCACAAACAUUUGUGGAGCUGUGCCACCUCUUCGCUGACUAUCUUGUGAAACACCAAAUUCCGUGCAUUCAGGGCAUCCCCAUUCUGGCGCAGGCCAUCGAUAAAAUCCGCUUGUUUGAGACACAAUUGACCGCCAUUCAUGCAGAUCUCUGUCAGCUCAGCUUUUGCGCCAAAGUCUUCAGUCCUGUGUUGAAAUUCUUGGACACUGACAUCACAGCGAUUGCCUCGACAGACGAUAGCAAUCACGAUGCCAAAUACUUCCUUCUGUAUUACUACUACGGCGGGAUGAUCUACACGGCGGUGCAUAACUACGACAGAGCCCUGUACUUCUUCGAGGUGGCCGUGUCCACGCCGGCGCUCGCCAUGUCGCACAUUAUGCUGGAAUCGUACAAGAAAUUCCUGCUCGUGUCGCUGAUUCUGCACGGCAAGAUCAUGCCGAUUCCAAAGUACUCGUCUCAGGUGAUUGCGCGCUUCAUGAAGCCACUCAGCCAUGCGUACCACGAGCUGGCGAACGCCUACGCCACGGCCUCCAGCGAGGAGAUGCGCAACGUGAUCAGCAAGUAUCGUGACACGUACAGGAAUGACACGAACACGGGACUGGUGCAGCAGGUGGCGCGAUCGCUGUGCAAGAAGAACAUCCAGCGACUCACCAAGACCUUCCUCACGCUGUCGCUGGCCGACGUGGCGAGUCGCGUGCAGCUGUCGGGGCCCGGCGAGGCGGAGGAGUACAUUCUCAACAUGAUCAAAUCAGGCGAGAUCUUCGCUUCGAUCAACCAGAAGGACGGCAUGGUGGUGUUCAAGGACGACCCGGAGAAGUACGACUCUCCGGACAUGUUUCUCAAAGUGCAGGACGACAUGGCGUGCGUGAUGGAGCUCAACAAGCAGAUCAUCAAGAUGGAGGAGGAGAUUAUGCUGAAUUUGAUGUACGUGAAGAAAUCGAUCGGGAAUCAGGAUGAAGACUUGAUUAGUGGUCAUUCAAAGUCCUUUGUUGGCGAUCCGAGUGAAUAGGCGAGGACCAGAAAAUGAGAUUUGUUAUGCAAAAUGCUGCGCGAGAUCCUAAAAUUUUCCCCACGAGGAUAGAUUUUUCUAACUGUAGAUGGUUUCAUU
Phlebotomus argentipes is the source of this 1510-nucleotide messenger RNA. RefSeq names its product COP9 signalosome complex subunit 3 (gene CSN3). The record is from RefSeq and is a predicted model, not a curated record. Gene Ontology annotation, cellular component: COP9 signalosome. The coding region runs from base 110 to 1411 and encodes 433 amino acids. The transcript is spliced from 7 exons. Gene Ontology annotation, biological process: ubiquitin-dependent protein catabolic process. NCBI's taxonomy places the organism in Eukaryota, Metazoa, Arthropoda, Insecta, Diptera, Psychodidae.